UAACAAUUUUUAAAUGCAGUUUGACUUUUAAUCAUCUCUGGAGGAUCCUAGGCCUAUACACAUUAACAAAAUGAGCGACGUUAUAGGUGCCAGCUCAGCCAAUUCCUUCAUGGCUUCCGAUAUGCAAAACCACGGAGCUACUUUCCGUCUGAUUGACGAUAAUAUUUGUGAUGUAAAUGCAGUAGUUAAACGCAAGACAGUUGUAAGGAUAUCCGAUGCGGUACAUAGGUGUGGUACCACAGCAUCGGAAUGCGUGUCAAAUGACGUCAGUGACGCUAGGAAUAACGAAGAUACCGAGAGCACGGACUGCGCAAGUGCCGAAGUAUCCAGCGGUGAUGAAGCAGUACCAGCGCAAUCACAAAGCACAUCCGAUCUGGUAAUCUUCGAUUACGAUGACACCAUUCUACCAACAUUCGCCCUGGCAUGCUCACAGAGGAGUGGACUGGGCCACCUACUAGACCCAGAGAUGAUAUCUAAAGAACUCGAUCGAUUGACAGAAUCAGUAUUGGCAAACCUAAACAAGGUGCUGUCAAUCUCGAGAUUAGUUAUAGUUACAAAUGCAAGUUAUGAAUGGCUAAUGCAGAGUUGCGAACGCUACAUCCCACGCGUGGCUGAAUUCUUCGCUGUUAACAAUAUUCGCAUCAUAUCAGCACGUGACAGGUUAGAAAACAGUUUGUUGUCACAGCGACACUGGAAGUACUUCAUCUUCAUUGACCUCAUCGAGGAGUACUUCAACGACGAAUUGAAAAACGGCUUGCCCUUCACAGUUACAUCAAUAGGUGACGGCAGCGAAGAACGCGAGGCGUGCAUGAAGCUAGCAGCUAUUUUCAAAAACCAGUCGUGGAUUUUCAAAAAUUUGAAGUUCCUGUCGCAGCCUACAGUUGGCUGCUUAAUACAACAGCAUAUACUACUUGCCAAGUCAUUUGACAGCUUCUUCUCACUGAAGACAUCAGCGGACCUGUGCAUCCUGUUCGACAAAAGCAAGUCCUAAAAUGGACAUUGAACGCCAAAAAAUGGUAUAAUUU
Molecule: messenger RNA, 1025 nt
Organism: Babesia bovis T2Bo
Lineage: Eukaryota; Apicomplexa; Aconoidasida; Piroplasmida; Babesiidae
Exons: 1
Coding region: 71-991 (306 amino acids)
Source: RefSeq, a predicted model, not a curated record